This is a messenger RNA of Argentina anserina (silverweed cinquefoil), 2973 nucleotides long. RefSeq lists its product as uncharacterized. The transcript has a single exon. Lineage: Eukaryota; Viridiplantae; Streptophyta; Magnoliopsida; Rosales; Rosaceae. Gene Ontology annotation, molecular function: nucleic acid binding; zinc ion binding. The record is from RefSeq and is a predicted model, not a curated record. Bases 1 to 2973 code for a protein of 990 amino acids.
AUGCCUCCAAGGAGGGGACGUGGAGGAGCGACUCAGGGACGUGGCAACGAUGAAGAGGUUGAGCGUUUGGCUCAACAAGUUGAGCGCCUCACCCAACAGGUGGAGGCCUUAGUUCAGCAACAACAUGAUGAAGAUGAAUUUGAUGACGAAAUCAAUCCUUUCGGUGAAGAAGGUGAGAGAGGAGAGCGGAGGCUGGUUCAGAAUGUUGAUACAAGGCGAUGGGAGACAGGCAUGAGGAUUGACAUUCCUGAAUUCCAUGGCAGUCUUCAGCCUGAGGAAUUCGUGGAUUGGCUAAAUUCUGUGGAGGAGGUUUUGGAGUUCAAGAAGGUUCCUGAAGACAGAAUAGUGUCACUUGUAGCUACCAGAUUUCGUGGGCGUGCCUCAGCUUGGUGGCGACAAUUGAAAGCAACUCGUUCGCGACAAGGCAAAAAUAAGAUCACAGUGUGGGAGAAAAUGAAGAAGCACAUGCGCAGCUCUUUCCUACCACCCAACUACUCCAGGUUGAUCUAUCAGCAGCUGCAAAAUCUGAAGCAAGGAAACCGAACAGUGACAGAGUAUACCACCGAAUUCUAUCAUUUGAUAGCUCGUUGCGAUCUUGGGGAAACGGAUGAGCAGCUAGUGUCAAGGUAUAUUGCAGGUCUCCGUACCGAGUUUCAAGAUACAUUAAAUUUGCUAGAUCCAUUUACUGUGGCAGAAGCACAACAACGAGCCCUACAAUUAGAGAAGCAAAUCGCUCGAAAAACAGGCAGAGGUGGGACCUGGUCCCCUAGCAGUCCAAGUAAUCGAGGUGCUAUCAGCAACUCAGCCCCUAGUCGCACACCAGCUUCACAAGUUCAGAAUGUGAAACCACACAUGAGCGAACCUCCAGCCAAAAUACAAGUUGUGGGGGUUGGACGUGCUGGUACUCGCUGCUUCAAAUGUGGUGAGUCUGGACACCGAAUGGCUGAUUGCAAGAAAGAAGGAAGGGCCGGUAAGGGCUUGUUCAUUGAGAAUGAAGAAAAUUCACUACAAGAAUAUGCCGAUUUCGCACAGGCUCCUAUUUAUGAUGACUAUGGUGGGGAUGAUGAUGUUUCUGAGGAGUUUGUGAAGGGUGAUGAAGGGCCGAUGCUUGUUGUACAAAGGACAUGUUUUACCCCUCGAGAAGUAGAAGGUAGUGAUGGGUGGCUUCGCAAUAAUAUUUUUCAGUCCACUUGUACAAUUGGUGGAAAGGUGUGUAGGUUGGUAAUUGACCCAGGCAGCUGCGAAAAUGUUAUCUCUGAGGAAGCAGUUACCAAGCUGUGCUUGGAGACACAACAACACCCUCAUCCAUAUAAGCUUUCAUGGCUGCAGAAGACUAAUGAUGUGAAAGUUUCAAAGAGGGCUCUUGUUCCUUUCUCUAUUGGUACAAGCUACAAAGAUAAGGUGUGGUGUGAUGUUGUGCCGAUGGAUGCUUGCCAUAUUCUUUUGGGACGACCAUGGGAGUAUGAUAGACAUGUGACACAUGAUGGACGGAAGAACACAUACAGCUUCAUGUUCAAUAAUACUAAAAUCACUCUCCUGCCAACUCGGGAACAAGUCCCAAAGCCAACCCAUGUUAAGUCUUCGAUGAUUUUAUUAUCAAUGAAGAAAUUCGUGGGAGAAAUUCAUGAUACCGGGGUGGUCUACUUGUUGGUUGGUAAAGAGAAAUCCAGUGAUUUGUCUCCUAUCCCUGUCCCUGUACAAGCUUUAUUAGAGGAGUUUCAAGAUGUCUUUCCUGAAGAAAUGCCGGCAGGACUGCCACCUUCUCGUAACAUCCAACACAGAAUUGAUUUGAUCCCUGGAGCAGCCUUACCAAAUAAGGCGCAUUAUCGGAUGAGCCCCAAAGAACAUGAAGAACUGAGACGACAAGUAGAGGAGUUAUUGGCAAGAGGAUACAUCAGGGAAAGCAUGAGUCCUUGUUCAGUUCCGGCCUUAAUUACGCCAAAAAAAGAUGGGACAUGGCGCAUGUGUAUAGACAGCAGAGCCAUUAAUAAAAUCACGGUACGUUACCGUUUUCCCAUUCCUCGUUUGGAUGACUUGCUAGAUCAAUUGUCAGGUGCUACUGUUUUCAGCAAGUUAGACCUUAAAAGUGGGUAUCACCAAAUUCGGAUCAAAGAUGGGGACGAGUGGAAAACAGCAUUCAAAACUCGUGAAGGCUUAUACGAAUGGUUGGUCAUGCCUUUUGGCCUCUCUAAUGCUCCUAGUACUUUUAUGCGGGCAAUGAAUGAGUUGCUUCGACGGUUUAUUGGAAAGUGUGUGGUGGUUUACUUUGAUGACAUCCUUAUUUACAACCCAAGCAUUGAAUUGCACCUACAACAUCUAAGAGAGGUCCUAGAAGUCUUGAGAAAGGAGAAGUUUUAUGCAGCAGUGAAGAAGUGUUCUUUUAUGACUGACAAGGUGCUGUUCCUUGGCUAUGUGGUGUCAAAAGAUGGGAUUCUUGUAGACCAGUCCAAAGUGGAAGCAAUCAAGAAUUGGCCAAUGCCGAGAAAUCUACAAGAAGUCAGAAGUUUUCAUGGGUUAGUAUCUUUCUAUAGACGCUUUAUACAAAACUUCAGUUCUAUUAUGGCGCCUAUAACCGAUUGUAUGAAGAGUGGGAAAUUCAGUUGGACUGAGGAGGCCAUUGUAGCUUUUCAAGCCAUCAAGGAGAAGCUAGUUACUGCCCCUGUUUUGACAUUUCCGGACUUUAACAAACCAUUUGAAUUGCAUUGUGAUGCAUCCAAAGUCGGCAUUGGGGUUAUUUUAAGCCAAGAGGGGCGACCAGUAGCUUUUUACAGUGAAAAGCUAAAUGGCUUCAAGGUGAACUACAACACAUAUGAUGUGGAGUUUUAUGCUGUUGUUCAAGCCCUCAAGCAUUGGCGUUCUUAUUUAGCUCAUAAUGAGUUUAUCUUAUAUUCUGAUCAUGAGGCCUUAAAACAUCUCCAUGCACAAGAUAAGCUCUCUGCUAGGCAUGCUAAAUGGGCAUCAUAUUUGCAGUAG